GUCAAGUGGCCCUUUCCUCCAUACCAAUACAGCCGCGCCAGCUCGAGCAAGCCUGUUCGUUCUCUUUGGGCAGCUUUGGGCACGGUCUCUGCAUCGCUGAACCCACGCAGCUCGGGAUCGCCUCGAUUCGCACCUCUCCGCAGCCAUCGUACGCGUGCCGCCCACCUCACCCCAGACGCCCUCUCCCGCGAACGUCCGAGCCCGUCCAGACCUUCGAGAGCAACGUCGAUUUCGCGGGAAAGAAGAGAAACAUGGAACUCUCGUCGAAAGCGAUAGGAGAGGUCGUCCACCCUACCGCGGCCUUCUACCAGACGCCUUCGGAGCCCGAAGCCGGGUCCGGCUCCGGCGCCGUCGCUGGUUACGAUCCCGCUCCCUCGUGGGACGGCUCCCUGCUGAACCCCAAGAACCGCAUCGACAGCCUCGAUUUCCCCGACAAGCCCCUAUGGCGUGUCGACGGCUGCGCCGGCCUGGGAACCCAGUACUACGUCAUCCCGCUCUUCCUCGAGCGGGUCCCUCCCAUACGCAUGGACGUCUUCGUUUCCGACGACCAGCCCUCUCUCGUCCGCGAGCAGCUCGACCUCCACAAGGCUUUCCACACGAAGGACUCCGUCCGACUACCCCGACUCGCCAUCGCGAGACACAUCGUCCGGAUCCUGCAGAUAUGGACGGAGAAGGCCUUCCCGAGCCUAGAGGCCUUUGAGAGCUUCUAUAGAAGUGUGCCCUUUGGCUCGCGUCUCGUCCUAGAGAACAUGUCGCUCGAUACGCAUCGUGUCAGGGUGCAGGUCGGCCUCAAUCAUAACUUGGAACUGAAGCUGCUGCCUCUCUCGAGGCUGACUUACUUUUGGGGGUCAGAUUUCCCGUUUCCCGAAGUCGUCGACUUCUUCGACCUGCACGUCGUCAGGGUCCUGCACGACAGCGUCUGUCUCGUCUUGAUCCGCGACCAGCUAUACAUAUUCAAGGCAUUGACGAGCGGGGCAAAGUAUCUCUAUCACGAGUUGAGGACGCUCUGCACGCUAGAGCCGCAUGAUAACAUUAUCGCUCGGCCCAUCCACAUCGUCACGAAGAAGUGCAACUUCGGGACGAAGAGAGCUGUCGCCGGCUUCACUACGUUCUACCACUCCAAGGGCACGCUUCGGGACGUCCUGCCCCUCUUGCGUGCCAACGGCCAGCUGCGGCGCGAGGAUCAAUUAAAGUGGUCAAUUCAGCUAGCUCGAGCUCUCGAGCACCUCAAGAGUCGCUCGGAGACGUACUAUCCAGACCUACGUCUCGACAACAUCGUCCUGUCCGAGCAGUCCGAUAUCAUCAUGAUCGACUUUGAGCAGAGGGGCGUCUGGUGCGAGUUUGCCGCCCCGGAGGUCAACGCUAUCGAAUACGUCCGUCUGCUCGCGACCGACGAGAACGUACCCGAACACGUGGGUGAGAAAUACAAGAAGUUGCUGGAGAGGCUGGUCCCGUCUUUCGAGAGCUUGGAGGACGAACGGUACUCGAACCCGGAAUUCGGAUUCAACUUGCCUUGGAUCGCGCUCAGCGCCGUGGAGCAGGAGGCUGCCGAGGUGUACAUGCUUGGGAGGGUGCUGUGGUGCAUCUUCGAGGGCGUGAGCGGCCCCCAAAAGGCAGCCGUAUGGCAAUCCUACAGAUGGGAAUCCGACCUCGAGUUUCCCGAGUACCGAAGGACCCCGCCCGCGAUCAGGAAGCUGAUUGACGACUGCACGAACGGCCGGAGGGGGACGCUGAGCAAUGCCAUUGCGAGACGACAUAGCCAGCUCGUCCUGACCUCCAAGGACGUCGACGAGCAGACGGCAGAGGACGUCAAGAAAGCUGCGAGGAGCUUCUGGUCAACUGAGAUCGAGGUGGCGGAGCAAUUUCUCGAUCUGAGAGAAUCGCAACGUCUGACGGGGGAGCGGAACGAGAAUUUCUACGGGCGCCCGAGCCUGAAGCAGGUCUUGGAAGCUUUGGAGGCGUUUCGGGACAGCACGUUGUGAGAUCACGCUAUCAGCAUACGCGGGUAGCUGAAGUGAGGGAACGAUUUCCUUGUAAAGGAAGAAACCCGCACAGGGAGACUACCCGGCUUAGACCGCCUCCACAUUCUUUGGUCACGACAAACAAACAGGGAAUUAUAAUCCCUCUCCGACUGCGAGUCUAUCCUGUCUGGGGCAGCAAUUGCGGUAGCUAUUGCUUCUUUGCUGCGGAGCCCAAGGUUAGAGUAGCAUCAAACUGCUGCGUCUGAAGGGUUGCUGGCUCGUGAGCGCGACAAGGGGGACAUGCGCGCCCAUCGAGCAGGCCCCCUAGGAGAAGUGGAACUAGGGUCCUUUUUUAUCUUCUUCCAUU
This is a messenger RNA of Durotheca rogersii, 2328 nucleotides long. RefSeq lists its product as uncharacterized. The record is from RefSeq and is a predicted model, not a curated record. Gene Ontology annotation, biological process: protein phosphorylation. Gene Ontology annotation, molecular function: protein kinase activity; ATP binding. Bases 252 to 1982 code for a protein of 576 amino acids. The transcript has a single exon. NCBI's taxonomy places the organism in Eukaryota, Fungi, Ascomycota, Sordariomycetes, Xylariales, Xylariaceae.